Molecule: messenger RNA, 1156 nt
Organism: Phalaenopsis equestris
Lineage: Eukaryota; Viridiplantae; Streptophyta; Magnoliopsida; Asparagales; Orchidaceae
Product: omega-amidase, chloroplastic
Exons: 10
Coding region: 45-1136 (363 amino acids)
Biological process (GO): oxaloacetate metabolic process; L-glutamine metabolic process
Cellular component (GO): mitochondrion
Molecular function (GO): omega-amidase activity
Source: RefSeq, a predicted model, not a curated record
UAGAAUUCGAUAGGGAAAAAUGAGAAUCGGGUCGCUUUCAGGCAAUGAACACCGGCCUCACCGUGCUUACACCCUCUGCCGCGCGUACUCUCCGUCUUCUACCAUCGUCUCAACUCCGUCUCCCAUCCCUUCGUGUCCCCAGGAACCCUAGCUGGCUGUCGAGGACACCGCCAGCUUCAACUGCUGCUCGUCGCUUUACUGUCCUCUCUCCCAUGGCGUCUGCUUUCAAGCCUGAAGAGGCUAGGUUUCCCGCCGCUCUCCAGCCCCCGGUUCCCUCCGUUUCGAAGUUUAAGAUUGCCCUGUGCCAGUUGUCGGUGACGGCGGAUAAGGCCAGGAACAUUGCGCAUGCUCGCAGAGCGAUCGAGGAGGCUGCUUCGAAGGGGGCUCAGCUCGUGCUUUUGCCUGAAAUAUGGAACAGUCCAUACUCAAAUGAUAGCUUUCCUGUAUAUGCGGAGGAUAUUGAAUCUGGUGAUGGUGCAGCUCCAUCAUAUUCCAUGCUCAGCGAAGCUGCUCGUAGCUUGAAGAUUACUAUUGUCGGUGGUUCAAUACCAGAGCGUUAUGGUGAUCAGUUAUAUAACACAUGCUGCAUUUUUGGUACGGACGGAAGUCUCAAGGGCAAACAUAGAAAGCUGCAUUUGUUCGACAUUGAUAUUCCCGGGAAAAUUACCUUCAAGGAGUCGAAGACCCUCACUGCUGGGCAGCAACCGACUAUUGUUGACACAGAUGUUGGACGGAUUGGGGUCGGCAUCUGCUAUGAUAUUCGCUUUCAGGAACUGGCCGUGCUGUAUGCAGCAAGAGGUGCUCAUUUACUAUGCUAUCCUGGGGCAUUUAACAUGACCACUGGUCCUCUGCAUUGGGAAUUGCUACAGAGAGCAAGGGCUGCUGAUAAUCAGUUAUUUGUAGCAACAUGCUCCCCAGCUCGUGACGCAAGUGCUGGAUAUGUUGCUUGGGGUCACUCUACCCUUGUAGGACCGUUUGGAGAGAUCAUUGCGACUACUGAGCAUGAGGAAGCCAUCAUUGUGGAAGAGAUUGAUUAUUCACUGCUAGAGUUGAGGAGGUCUAACCUCCCAUUACAGAAUCAAAGGCGUGGGGAUCUCUAUCAGUUUGUUGAUGUGCAGAGGGCCAGCCAUCACUAGAUAUGUAUCUUGUUUCUUUU